Microplitis mediator is the source of this 2641-nucleotide messenger RNA. It is a transcript of the gene aft, whose product is annotated as cap-specific mRNA (nucleoside-2'-O-)-methyltransferase 2. Gene Ontology annotation, cellular component: cytoplasm; nucleus. The record is from RefSeq and is a predicted model, not a curated record. Gene Ontology annotation, molecular function: methyltransferase cap1 activity. The transcript has 4 exons. NCBI's taxonomy places the organism in Eukaryota, Metazoa, Arthropoda, Insecta, Hymenoptera, Braconidae. The coding region runs from base 272 to 2359 and encodes 695 amino acids. Gene Ontology annotation, biological process: 7-methylguanosine mRNA capping.
UGGGCAAAUUUUAAAUACUUAUAACCUCAAAUAUUUUGUUGGAAUUAAAAUUCCGGCAUUGAAAAUGUUUUUUAGUUUACUACACAAGGAAUCAGUAAUCGGAAAAGGUUUAGUGUAGCACCAUUUUUAUAAAUAAUCUUAAUUGAUAAUAAUGUAUUUUUAAUUCAUCAAGUACUAAUUAUAGUUAUAUAUUAAUUGAACAAAGCUUAGAAGUUACUUUGUUAGUCAACCAUUUAUGACAAAGAUAGCUGAUCUUGAUUGACAAGAUAUAAUGUACAAAUCUGACAUGCAACACGUAGACUACCUUUUGCCAACUUCUUUUAAAUCCUCGCGACAUUUUCGAAACCGUAAAAAAUCCGAGAAAUUCGGUUAUUCAAUUAACGUUGCUGUCAAAAAAUUGUUUAAAAAACAAGUUGAAAUAAAAAAUGAUCACUAUGAACUACCGAGCUCUGAUACUAUGUUCACUGAAAGUGCUUGGAGUAUAGAAGACUUACAACUAUUGAAAAAAAAUUUAAACGAAAUAAAAAACACUCUAAGCGAUUACAACCCAACUGAAUGGAGAAAUCAUACGAGAAAUACAAAUAUUGCGGAAGGUAUCAAAUGGAGGUUGAAAAGAGAUGUUAAUCCUGAAUUUCUCACUCAAGCAUGGUGUAAGUUUUAUGAAAUAGCUUCCAAUUUUCCAUUGAUACCAGAAGAAACCAUUCAUAAGAAACAACUCAAAACUAUUCACUUAUGUGAAGCACCAGGAGCUUUCGUAACAUCACUUAAUCAUUGGCUGAAAAUUAACAUGCCAUUUGUUGAUUGGAACUGGAGAGCAACCACUUUGAAUCCUUAUUAUGAAGGAAAUUCUUUGUCUGCGAUGCUUUGUGAUGAUCGUUUCAUUUUUCACACUAUGGACCAUUGGUAUUUUGGAGCUGAUAAUACUGGAAACAUAAUGGAUUUGAAAAAUUUAGAUUUACUUAUUGAACUUGAAAAAAAUGAUAAUGAUAAUGUAAUGCUUAUUACCGCUGAUGGUAGUGUUGAUUGUAUGGACAGACCGGGUGAACAAGAGACUACUGUGUCGCACUUACAAUUCUGUGAAGCAGUGACAGCACUUCAUUUAUUAAGUACGAAUGCUAAUUUUCUUUUAAAAAUAUUCACAACUUUUGAGCAUUCAACAAUAUGUUUAAUAUAUUUUUUGACAUGUUGUUUUGACAAAAUCAUUAUGAAAAAACCAGCUACCAGUAAAGCGGGAAAUUCAGAAAUUUAUUUAAUUUGUUUAAAUUUUAAAGGACGUGAUACCAUUCAACCAUAUUUAAAUAUUUUCAGGAAAUAUUAUGAAAAUGGUACGACGCUAUCGAUGUUUAGAAAAAAAGAUAUUCCUCAUUCAUUCAUUACGCAAAUUGUUGAAUAUGCUAACUAUUUUAAAUCUUUUCAAUGUGAUGAAAUAUUGAAUAACAUAAAAACAUUUAAAUCUACUGAAGAUGAUUUUCUUUAUUUGAGGCGAAUAAAAAAAGCAGUUGCUAAUUAUUACAUUCGCAAUUAUAAACUGAAAAAACUGCCUCACGAUAAUAUGGGAAUUGUCGGUGCGACGAUUUUAAAUCAAUGUUAUUCAACUUUAAAUAACAAAUCAUUUUAUGACUCCUAUAACCAAAGACAAAAACAAAUUCAUAUGACAACACUUGAACGUUUGUCGAUUCUCAAUGAAGAAGUUUGUAUCAAUACCAUCAACAAUGUUUAUACGUUCCAAUAUACCGAUGAAUGUGAAGAACUUAAAAUAUCUGUGGGAGCAGCAUACUUGAAAAGUCGAAAUUCGAAGUUUUGUGAAUCACAAAUAUUCAAAAUUUAUGAUUCGGUGAUAGAAAUUAUGAAUACACUUGAACUUGAAUGGUUUUACCCUGAUAAAAAAUCUGCAAUGACUUUCAUAACAAACAAUAAAAUUAUAAAUUAUUUAUCUUUUCAAUACGAUUUGGAAUUUCAUAACUAUAACACAGCAAAAAAGGUUUAUGACAUGAUAAUAAGACUUAAAGAACAUGAAACUCUUGUUCUUAUUGGAUAUUCUCUAUUAACUCAAUUUAAUGUUGGCAUACUUUAUUUAUUAAGUCAUACAUUUGAACAUGUCACUAUGGAAUUAAUUAGUGAUUUAGGGUGCAUUAUAAGACUUGAAAAUUAUUGUGUUAAGAAUCAGACAAUCAAUAAGUUGAAAGAUAUUUUACAAGCCUUUAAUAUAGCAGAAAAUAAUGGCCAAGAUAUUAUAUCUGUAGUACCUAUAACUACGUUAUGCGUUAAUAAAAUCUAUCAAAUGAUCAUUGAUAUUAAUCAUUUAAUCAUCAAGAACUUCAUCAUUUACAUAAGAAGACUGAUCAUUGAAACAAAAUAAAUCAUCUGAACGACAUACACAAGAUGUCACCUUACAAAUGAGAUUGUCACAUUUCUUGCAAAUCAAUAAAAAAAUCUACCAAGAGGUCAUAAUGCUUAUAAAUGAUAUUUUUGGUACUUUGACUGCUUACAAGUUUUUAAUAUAGAUGGAAUUUGUUUUAUCAACAAACGAAAAUCAGUGAAAUUUAUCAAGUUGAAUAAUUUUGAAUCUAUUCUGUAAAUCAUUAAUUCUUGGAAUCAGCAUACUCAAACUUUAUGUAUUUUAUAAAUUAAGAAUAAAUAA